GACACACAUGACACAUACACAUACGGAUCCCCUUUCCGCUCCCGGCGACCGCUAGCCGCAGAGACUGACUCCACUGCCGGUUUCUCGGCGACGCACCCUAGCGCUAGCCAUGCCGCCCGAGCUCCCGUUCUCCUCUAUGAAUCCCGCGACCUCCGAAUCUCGACGUCGCGGCCGACAACCCACUCCACGGCCGAAGCCGCGCGCCGUGAUGCAAAGGCCGGCUUUUCAAUUGAGGAGCAGCGGGUCCGGUCCCGCGCGCGCGCGCGCGAUCAAGAAACCGACGGCAAGGACUGCCAAUGAGGCGGCGGAUGCUGGCGUAAGGUGGGCGGACGUGGCGGCGCCGCGCCCCUCCCACACCGACACGACAUCGUCGGGCGUUGAUGCCCGGCGCCGCAUCCUGCAGCCUCCGCGCCUGCCACGCUCCGGCACCGGCACGUACGUGGUUUGUAUCGUCGGCACACAGCAGAACAUGCCGUCGCCGUCCCCCAGCGCGGCCGCCGUGCGUGUCCACGUCUUACCCGCCUUCCAGUGGAGCGCCGCCCCCAUCACGACACCGUCUCCAUGUAUGAUGCCAUGAUGGCAUACCUCAGUUGCCUGUUACCUCUGCAGUGGUGUCUGCAGAGUUCUGAGCUGAUGAAGUGCUGUCAAAGGUUGAGCAGGUUGCAUACACUUCUCCAUCAGCAAAUCAUCUGACAGUUUUCAUUUGGUUCCAGGCUGACGCAUCCAACCCGACAGCAUCAACGCGCUCUCCAUUCCGACGGAACAGCGGUUGUGUGACAGGUUCUGGGAAGAACAGUAGCAGGGCAACAGUGUUGGGAUUCCAUGGAAACGAGCGAUGCGCCAACCCGUGUUAUUAUGGCUGUUGCAGUUACCACUCAUGUCAGCAGCAGAACUUCUACCAAGUAGCGGCAAAGCUCAAGGAAGGCCGCUAAAUCAAAUGGUAUCCCCUGAUCGUAGCACCCAGACUUUGCUAUUUGGCAUGCAAAAGCAGUCGAAAUUCACCGCAUCUAGGCGCUCUCUUGGAAGAAGAAAGCUCCGGUGCAGAGAGCUCAACUCAGCACCAAGGGAAAUGAGUCAAGGCGCGGUGCACUUGCUAUCGGUUCAGAAAUUGCAGAGAAAGCAUAUCUACUUGUGGCAUGUAGUUGCAACUCACAAGUGCAUCAUGCUAAUUGAUACAAGGUUGAUGAUCAUGGUGAGGCGUGGAACGGAGGGCAGCAAAUUUGGAAUACCACUGUAGGAAAUGUGUCACAUGGCGCAAAAGGCUUGUGGAAGAGCCCAGUGGUAACAUGAUCCACAUCGAG
Lolium perenne is the source of this 1301-nucleotide messenger RNA. RefSeq lists its product as uncharacterized. NCBI's taxonomy places the organism in Eukaryota, Viridiplantae, Streptophyta, Magnoliopsida, Poales, Poaceae. The record is from RefSeq and is a predicted model, not a curated record.